Messenger RNA from Temnothorax curvispinosus, 6125 nucleotides. RefSeq lists its product as uncharacterized. The transcript has 10 exons. NCBI's taxonomy places the organism in Eukaryota, Metazoa, Arthropoda, Insecta, Hymenoptera, Formicidae. The record is from RefSeq and is a predicted model, not a curated record. Gene Ontology annotation, cellular component: nucleus. The coding region runs from base 502 to 5487 and encodes 1661 amino acids.
GCCGUCGUCGGGCGUGCAGUGCCUGCGUCGAUUGUCAUCGCUGUCGAUCGUAGCUAAGCGUCACGCGUGUCACGACGCACGGAAGGACGCUUCAUCGGCGAAUAAUCUCGGAUCCUGCGAACGCUCGCGAUCGUCCGUCGUCACCUAUUCGAGCUCGCUCGCUUGCUCGACCCCACAGUACUCCAGAGACUUACGAUCAGUCGACUGCAACGCGCACUUUCCCAUUGUGCCUCGUCCUGGAUCUUGUGUAAAACAGAGAAUAGAGGGAGCCUUCGAUAUGCUGGUAAUCCUGAUGCUUGGAUGAACUUCUUAUGACUACAUUUACUCUUGAAAUGUGUUUUUCAGUAUAUAAGUUACAAAAGAGUGGAAAUAACCUUAUAGAAGUUGUGAUAAAAGUUAUGUUAUGAGAGAGAAUAUUUUGGAGUGUACCCUGGACAUUGUCAAACAGAAGAAUCUGCUAAAUAUAUACCAAGCGAGGCACUGUAGUGCCAAGCUUGGGUAAUGGAUCCCGUUGGUCCAUGGUACACGUCGUAUAAUCGUCUAACUGCGGGCAGCUCCACUGGCACGUUUCAAUCGACGUCGACUACAACUAGUGACUUUGUACCUCAUCAUUUAGCAACAGCUGCCACACAGGCUGUGCCAUCAACAACUACGUCGCAAUUACUUUUACAAGCGGCUCAUACGACAGCAACUCUGGCGGGUCAACCAUCCCCUUUUAACCCAGGGGGGUUUUUAUCUCCACCCUCUGUGGGUUAUGAAGUCUUUUCACCUUUGUUUCAUCCUAAUACUAAGCAGGCGCAUUAUGUUACUCAACAUAGGCAAGUACUUGCUCAAGCACAAGCGGUAUCAGCGACAAAACAAAACACGACUGAAUCGGAUAUCUCCACAUUAAGGGAAAAUUAUAGCUCGGCUCAUCAAGCUACAUUUUUCGAGCAACAGGGAGCAUCGACGUCACCUACGACAUCAACAUUAGCCUGGACAUCUCAGAACAAUACGCAGCUUCCUAGCCCAUUUGGUAUUUUACCACACGAGAGCGUCGUUCCGUCGUCUCCGGGUCCGCCUUCUACGAAAUCUAGUGGUACUGGCUACGAGAAUACGUUUAAUGCCCAUUUUAGUACAACACAGACCAUAAACAACAUUAACGCAUCUCAAAUAACUACUCCGUCUGUGUGCAACGCAGAUUUCAAGGCGUCUGGUUGUCCGACUGACACAAAAAAGUCGAUCAGCGUGAGACCUCAAUCACCUACCGUUAGCGUAAAGUCCACUAUUUCUACGUCACAAGUCAGCAGUAAUCAAACAUUCUUUCAUCAAGUUCCAACCUUUAAUUCUGACACCUUGUCUGAUAGUUAUCCAGGCACUGGUAAUGGAGGUCAGUCUGUCACUGAAAAUGAAAAAGUGCAAUCGUCACUGCAACAUCAGCAAUCGUGUAUCGUAUCGACACCAAGCAACUCUUCUGGCAAAGAAUACAGAAUACCGCAACCGUCCUUGAGAUCGACCACAUCGACAACGAUUUUUCUAAGUGCUCCGGUGCGAUCAGGCUCCGCGCAGGUAAUUCAGGAUAAGCAGGGGACGCGCAACGGCAAUUUUGCGUCACCUAACAAAACGGCAUCUGCCACCACGACUCAACAGAAUAUUCAGACCAAAGGGCAGACAAAGAUUUAUCCAGACCUAGGGAGCCACGGAAUUGAGCACAGACGAAACGAGCAACAGGGACAUGAUAACAGUCAAUCAUCCCCGAUUAGUUUCUCCAUCAUGGAAAGUCGCAACUUGAGUUAUACUACAAAUAGUACCACUAACUGCAACAACACCAAUGGUAAGCUUACGACCAACCAGAGGACAUCAUCCAACUUACAGCAUCCUCAGCAGCAACAGCAGCAGCAGCAGCAACAAACGUUUCAUGUUUUGAAUCAGCAACAACAGCAGCAACAGCAGACUACAUCAUAUAGACAUUAUUUGACGGGAUCAACGAGCGAUACAGAAUAUCAUCAUCCGGGCAGAUCCAAGUCCGCAACUUCAACGGAUUCUGCUUACUCGUCCAAUACCUCGACACAAAACGGACCCGACUGCAGUGUUGUUGUUCCGCGACGACCAAGUCCUCUGCAGACUCAUUCGCAGGCUAGUCCCUUGGGUCAUGUACCAAGUCCGGCGUAUCCCAUGUAUAACAGUCCGUUGGCAACCAUGUCGUCACCAUCACCGUUGCAACAGCACGAGACCAACGGUAGUCAGUGUACUAAUGGUGCAUCAUAUAAGGGCGGAGUCACUCAACAAGUCGCUCCACCGUCACCUUUGGAUGUCACCGUUCCCAGACCGGCAUCUCAGGGACAGGUAGCUUACUCGUCGGUGAUCACACGAGCAUUGGGCACUACGGAAAAUAACAAGACAGCUUACAGCGCGGAGAGUAAAACGUAUGAGAGACAACAACAAGAUUUUUCGCAAACGCAAAAGCAACAGGUCUGUUGGGAAAAUGACAACCGGCAAACAGCAAACGGCACGAGGAAGUUUUCCGUCUAUACUGGUGCGACGACGGCGACUAGCGACAUAAAUGCACAGAGCUUACCGGUCCAACAGCAAGUACAAAGGCUUAUGAAUGUAUCGGUGGACAGGCAGCAGUCGUAUUUCGAAGCUAAUCAAGUGGCGCUGCAAGAUUUAAGCAGCUGUAGGGGAGACCCAAUGAGCAUCGUAAAGAAUUUACAAACGUUGCAGCAAGGCCCCUGCUUGCAACAACAUACGACUGCCGCUACCUCGGUUGGUACGGCAGAACAAGAAAAGCAGGUUGAAGAACGGCGAAAAGCCGACAGCGUCAAUAAAAAGAGGAAAAAUUUGGAAAAGGGUGGACAUGGCACGCCAUUAUCUAACGAGAUUACGGGCGGUACGACAAUGACGGAAUACCUCAGUAGGAUACCUCCGCCUGCGCACCAUAACGCGGCGAAUCAACAACAGCAAAACGGUUACUUCGAAUUUGAACGGUGGAAUAUACCGCCACCGGCCACCAAGAUGUUUCCGACCGCGUCCGCCGCCUUUGGUUCUCAGUCGUCGUUGCACCAUUCGAGUAACUUCGUAGGCACUCCGGCUCAUCAGCACCAAUCAUUAAUGGUGUCGCAUCAUCAUGCACCACCACCCAUCCCAUAUUUUCCGGCUUUUCAUAUUCCCGCGGGUCAUCACCCACAUCACUCGCACGAAUUUCAAUCCUCGGUCGAAAUAACGCCGAUAGGAUUCGGCGAAAACACCACAAACCAAAACACUACGUAUAAUCAAGAGGUCAGAGAUGAUCAGCCUAAAGUAAUUGUUCCUAAUAUUGAAGAAGAAUUAGGCUUUCUUCAACAAGACCAGCAACUGAUGCAGAAUAUGAAUCAAAUAAAUAAAGACUUUAAACGGCCCAACAGAGAUCCUAAUACGGGCUUUAUGACGAGUUAUUUAAAAUUUUUGCAAGGUGAAAGGGACCCUUCUCCACCACCUGCUAUACGUGGUGGUAGAAAAGCCACAUGGAAUAGGUCAAAACCGUAUAUACCUGUCGAGCCAAGUAAACCUGCGGAAGCUUCGAAUGGUGAAAGUGUUAAACCUCAAGAAAAGCCGAUCGUAGUAAAGGAGACGUCGGUUAAGGAAACACCGGCGAUAGAUUACGCUAAUGAUCCUAGGUAUUUUCCGUUACCGAAAGAAAGGAAAAAAUUAAAUUUUGAUUCGAGCGACGAUGGAUUUACUAGUGAUGACGAUUUUCCAUUUCCUUCUAAGAAAAUGGAAAAAAAGGUGCAGAAUGCUAAUAAUACGAGUAAUAUUGAAAUUGUUGCUGUUAAGCCGGAAGGAAAAGGUAAGAAAGGCCGGCCUAUUAAGCCUGGUGGACCGACGGAUAGGAAGAGAAGAGCUGCUGCGGCAGCAGCUGCAGCAGCAGAAGCAGAGAAGAAAUCUUCGAAGAAAAUUGAAGAAGUGGAUCCUUUACUUCUUCCUCCCAGACGCGAAACAUCAAGAAGAAAAGCAAAAGAGAAAACGUCAGUGAAACAAUUUUUAGAUCGACAACAAGGUAUAGAUUAUUUUGAUAAUGAUGAGGAACAGAUAGAUUCCGACUCCGAUCCAGCAUGGACACCUGCUGUAAAAUUGGUUGGAGAUGAAGAAGAGAAAAGGAAGAAACGUGCGAGACCCGUCAUCACGAAAAAGAUUAGGAAGAUGCUAGAAGAGGAUGGUUAUUCGUCCGGGGAAGCUAUUAUCUCAAAGAAAUCAACGAGGAAAAAGCAUGAGACGCCCUCAAAAAAUUCUAAAAGUUCCAGCAAACUUUCUUGCAGAAUUGAUGAAAAAUUAGUAGCGGCGGCAAGUGACGAAGAUAUCGAUAUUUCGCCAUUUAAGCAUUCGAUAGGCAACUCAGAAGACGCGUCUGGCGAAUUUGUCGUGAUCAAAACAGACUUGGAUGAAGAAGAAGACCCUCCUCUUUGGAGGAUAGAUGGCAAAACAUUACUCCAAAAAUAUCAGCCAUUCAAAUCCAGUGGGAAAACUUUAUAUAGAAACAUACCUACGUAUUCUGCAUGGGUUUCACAAAAUCGUCACAUAUAUCAACAAGUGCCGGUGAAAUUCUGGCAACAAGGCAAGACAGAAACAAUUGUAGAAUUUUUGAGGGAUGAAAUGAUCAUUGAUGACAGUGAGAACAUCGAUAAAUUUAUGAAAGAAACCGAAAAAUAUCAAGAUAAUUUUGAAGUAUACAUACAGACAUUAAUUUCACAAGCUCUGGAUUCUAAUUUUCUCACUGAAAUAUUUCAGGAACAAGAUGAUUAUUUUCUAUCAAAUGUUAAGACUGUCGAUGAAAUAACAGAAGAAAGAAAACGUCGCCUUUUGUUCACAACCAAGUGGAAAACAAGUGUCGUGACGGCAAUAUCAACGUGGCCAUGUGUUAACGUGCUUAAAGAUCUGCUGCCAUCAGAAUAUAAAGGGAAAUUUUGUGCUGGUUGUCAGCAAGCAAAAAUCUAUGCAAGAGUUUUGCUUUAUGGACAGCCAUAUAAUGGUACUACAUUAGAAGGCUCGCCACCCGAUCCAAGAAUACCUCACGAAAAAGACUUUUUGUUGUGCCGUAUUUGUCAAAAGAAGGUGGCUUUGUAUAAUAAAGUCGCUCAUCAAAAAUAUCUAAUGUUCUUGGAAUGUGCGAGAAGAGUAGCAGAUAAAAAGGUAGCCGAUCCGCAUAAGGACACUACAAUAAUAUUAAACGAAUUAUUAGCUGAUGAAACAUGGUUGAAUCAACUUUUCAAAGAAGUGAGGAGUAUUUGGGCUGAAAUCGAUAGCAUGGAGCAGCAAGCCAAGGCUAAAGCAAAAGUGAAAUCAAAAGCAGCACUGUCGUCAUCAGUGAAGCAGUAUCAUAGAGCAGAGACAACAGUAGCAAGUGCUCCUAUCGUACUUAUGUCUAAAAGGACUGCUGAUAAUAUUUCUGAUUCACAGGUGCCUAUACAGAAUACCGAAAAUAAUCCUCAAACAAUAUCUAGUGACGUACAGAUGAGCAGUGAACCAUCUUAGUGGUAUUAUGAUAACUGCUUAUAUCUAAUACAAAACGCAUCAAUUAAUUGUUCGGUGAUACAUUUAAUAACACACGGUGUGAAAUUUGUUACACCAAUAUCAAUACCAAUCAAAUGGACGUCUUAUUAUGGUAAUAAUGAAAAACCUUGUAUAGAUAUAUACUAUGAGAUAUGAUCGAAAAGUGUAACCCAGAGACUAUAGUUGUAAAAAUUGUGUGCGUACGUGUUAGAUAAAUAUGAGAGAAUUCACACGUACACAUGUGUAAGUACACCAAGCAUAUGUAACAUAUUCAUAUUUGGUACAGAAGUUUAGCUCUAUCCGAGAUUUUGCCAUUAUAGUAUAAUGAUAGCAUAAUAAUUAUUAUAGCAGAAACUGAUAUUCAUGUGAAUAUAGGCAAAUAAUUUAAUCUUUGUAUCAUGAUCAUCUUAUACAUAAGCUCCAAUAUAUAUUACGAGAUCUGAAAUGAGUUGAAAUAUUACGAUGAUAUGCAUCAAACGUCACAACUCUCUGUAUCAUAUUUGCAUCGCAUUUUAUUAAAUCGAAAAUACUAUUCCUCUGUGGCACUAUAUUAUUUUUCUGGGUAUCUUACAUAAUUGUACAAAAACAUUUUUUACAGAAUAAUUUACAAUAAUUAUAUA